Rotaria sordida is the source of this 462-nucleotide messenger RNA. NCBI's taxonomy places the organism in Eukaryota, Metazoa, Rotifera, Eurotatoria, Philodinida, Philodinidae. The record is from the annotation of a GenBank genome assembly.
AUGAUUAUAAAUCAAAUUUUAAAUAUAUUCUAUCAACUAAUCGUCAUAUUGACGACAAUAAAAUAUUGUUUUUCUGAAAUACAUCAAGAUGAUCAAUUAUCUAAUCAAUUAUUUAAUAUUCUCGGUUCAUUACAACCAUUUCGUUCACAAUUUUGUCAAUUUAAAUUUGAAAAUUGUAUACAAGAUUCAUCAUAUGCUGAUCAACUUGAUAAUGAUUGUAAUAUAUAUUCACGUUUACGUGAUUGUUUUCGUUCAUUACUUGAUGAAACACAAUGUUUAACAAUACAACUUAGACGUCAAUAUAAACAAGCAAAACAAAAUGAAUAUGAAUCAUGUGGUAUAACAUUAUCAUUAGAAUCAAUUAAUUCAUCAAUUAAUACGUCCUCAUCAUUUAAAAUAAAUAUUAAUUAUCUAACAGUAUUUUUUCUAUUUAUUAUAUCUAUUUCAUUAUCAUUUAUUUAA